Cynara cardunculus var. scolymus (artichoke) is the source of this 1308-nucleotide messenger RNA. RefSeq names its product protein E6-like. The coding region runs from base 45 to 1052 and encodes 335 amino acids. The record is from RefSeq and is a predicted model, not a curated record. The transcript has a single exon. NCBI's taxonomy places the organism in Eukaryota, Viridiplantae, Streptophyta, Magnoliopsida, Asterales, Asteraceae.
CAUAUAAACUUCAACACAAGAGCCAAAACUCAAUCUAACCUCCAAUGGCUGCCACCACCAUCUUCACCACCCUCCUCCUCCUCCUCACCAUCUCCGCCACCAUCCAUGGCAGAGAAAGCCAAUUCUUUGCAAAAGUCUCCAACAACAUUCCACAAGAAGCACAACCCUUAAACACCAAUCAACAAGACUCCAAAACCGGCGAUUCUUACGGCCUCUACGGCCAUGAAUCCGGCCAACUUCCUCCCUCUGCCACCACCACCACCACCACCGCCACCACCACCAACAACAACAACAACCUCCCUGCCAACCUCCCGGAAAACUACAACCCUGUGGCGUACACCACCCCCAUCCACAGCAGCACCCAAAACCUCGCCGAUGAAUUCACUGAACCCCAAGCAUUCCAGUACAAUGGCGACGCCACCAUGUACAGCAACCAGAAGGAUAACCAGUUUUCCGGCAAUGGCGACAACGAUAUGUACAACUCCGAGAAGCAAGAAAUGGGAACAAAUGGCGGCAAUAUGUACUACUCCCAGAAGCAGGGGAUGAGUGAUACCAGAUUCUUGGAGAACGGAAGGUACUACUCUGGGGGCGAUAAUGGGUACAACCCACGGAAGCAGGGGGCAAUGGAUGGCGCGAUGUUCGCGGAGAUGGCGGAAGAUGGGGGCAAUAUGUACAACUCCCAGAAGCAGGAGAAUGGAAGGUACAACCAGGGUCAAGAAAUGUACAACUCCCAGAUGCAGGAGAAUGGAAGAUACAACCAGGGUCAAGAAAUGUACAACUCCCAGAAGCAGGGAAGCAAUGGAAAUAUGUACAACACUGAGAAGCAGGGUAUGAGUGAUACAAGGUUCCUAGAGAGUGGAAAGUACUAUUAUGACCUCAACAGUGAAAACCUCAAUGCAAAUGCAAACAUGAACUCAAGAGGAUUUCAAUACAACAACAAAGGGUAUUAUGGGAACAAUGAUGUUAAUUCAUAUGAAAGGUACAAUUCCAAUGGAGGGUAUCAAAACCAAGAUGAAUUCCAAGAGAACCAAGAAGAUCAAUUCAACCCUUGAUGGUAAUUUUGUCUUUUCACAUUUCUAGGUAAUUUAAGGGGGGAGGUAUGUGCAUGAAGAUAUGGGUGUUUUAAGAUAAUGAUAAUUUGUGGGGUUUGGUGUUAUAAGUGUUCAUUAUGUCAUAUGCUUUGUUAGGGAAGCCAAAAUAUAAAGUCAAAAUCAAUUUGUGUGUUGUUUUGUCUUGUGGUCAACCUCAUGCUUUGAAAGAAUGUACUUUGAGCUUUAAACUUUGUACCUUGGCAACGAUUUUUCAUCG